Molecule: messenger RNA, 1807 nt
Organism: Owenia fusiformis
Lineage: Eukaryota; Metazoa; Annelida; Polychaeta; Sabellida; Oweniidae
Source: the annotation of a GenBank genome assembly
UGCGCAUAUAAGUUUUCUAACUUGGAAAACAUUCUCAAGUUUUCAGUUUCUCGUUACAACAAUAAAUUCACAAUGAGCCAGGCAGCAGAUAGGCUAAUCAUAACACUAAAGAGGACUGAUACCAGCGUACCAUGGGGAUUUCGUCUUCAAGGAGGCCAAGACUUCUCAACGCCACUUUCCGUCCAGAAUGUGUCUCCUAAUAGUGUUGCUGAGAGGUGUGGCUUGAUGUCAGGGGAUGCAGUUCUGCAGAUAAAUGGCAGAAACUGUGAUACCAUAGAACAUGAACAGGCAAAAAUGGAGAUAGUCAGAUCUGGAAAUGAAGUUGUCUUCAUGGUAGAAAGGGGUGCAGUUUAUGUAUGGAAACCAGAAGUUACAAAAAUAGAAGAUCUGAAACCAGAUGAGCUGAAAAAGAUAGAGCCUCUGCCUGGUGGCAUACCUAUGGUCCAGAAAACAUCUCUUGCUGUCAAAAAACAGGAUUUCUCUCAUAUUGGGUCUGCUCAUAACCGCAGUGCCAGAGGUUUUGGUGCUGGGGGUGCUAGUUAUUCUACCCCAUCCCAGCAGCAGUCACAGCCACCCCCCUUCGUUGCUGCCCCACAGGCGCCCCAGGGUGGUUAUGAGGAGGCAGUGCCAGCUGCUCAGUUGGCUGACCAGGGCAAUGGGAAUGGACCCGCUGUCGUCCAUGCACAAUUUAACUCUCCAAUGGGACUCUAUUCAGCUGAUAACAUCGCAGAUACGUACACUGCACAAACCUCCCUAGUAAGGGCUGACAUGGCAAGUUUGAGCUUAGAGGAAAAUGGCAAACAGAAAAAUUAUAGAAGUUCCCCAACAGCGCAAUUGAUCCUACAAGAAGAGGCCCCUCCAACUGAUAGCGCCCGCUAUAAGGAACAAGAUCCUGCCAAAGAUUAUGUUGAAUAUAAAGGUUUUCAAAAUCCAAAAGUUCAAUCUCGUUCAUUCAGAGCCUUAGAAGAGGCUCUUGAUAGAGCUGAAUCACCCAAUGACAGUCCAGCCUAUCAAGCCCCCUCUGGUGCGGCAUACCAGCCCCAAGCUCAGGCCUCACCUGCAGCCCCCAUGGGUGGUGGCUUCAAAUCUGUCUCAGCCCCUAUAACAAAACCUCCCGGUGAGAGAACUCAGCAGUCCCUGAUGAAGUGUGCAGGAUGUGGUGGCCUUUGUGUAGGUGUGCUUGUAAAGAUCAAAGGCAACCCUUACCACCCAGAGUGUUUCAAGUGUGCUGCCUGCAGUGUGAAUCUCAAACAAAAAGGUUAUUUUGUCAUUGACGAAAAGCUUUACUGUGACAUCCAUGCCAAGCAAAGAGCUCAGCCCCCAGCCCCAGGGAUGAAGGCACAGGCUGUCUAUAGAUAGACCUUAUUAAAUACACCCCCAAGUUGACUGAAAAGGUAUGUCAAACUGCCAUGUAGAAGACAAUGUGAUAUUAAUCAACUUAGCAAUACAUUAAUAUAUGCAAUGUAUAUAAUGGACAACUACAUCUGAUAAGAGAACAUUUAUGGACUCAUCCUUAGGACAAUAAGACCUGCAUGUAUUCAACACCAUUUUGGCACAAUGACGGAAGAUACGCCAAAGUGUAAAAGGUGCUGGCCUCUACUAUUUUAUAUACGAGCGUAGAUUCAUAAUUAUCAUCAUGAUACACCCUCGUAAAGGACAUGCAGAAGUUGAAGUUGGAAAGAUAGACUGAUUCAGAAUGAUAUGACGGUGUAUGGUGCUUUAUAAAUAUGCAAAGGUUGUGUAUCCCCUAUAUGCAGGCCUACAUAAACCAUUCUAGAAGGAACGAAGUCAGAGAUAUUACUCAGAG